CUCCUGUCUGCUCACACUCCGUGCAGCCUGACUACCCGCCGGACCGUCCUCGGCUUCUCUCCUCUAAGCUGAUAUCUCCGCAGACAUGGGCGUCCCCUCUGAGAUGGAGCAAGCCAUGGAGAGCCUGAUGUUCACCUUCCACAAAUACGCCGGAGACAAGAACUACAUGUCCAAGGAGGACCUGAACCGGCUGAUGGAGGCCCAGUUCUCCGAAUUCCUGAAGAACCAGAACGACCCGCAGGCGGUGGAUAAGAUCAUGAAAGAUCUGGAUCAGUGCCGCGAUGGGCGUGUCAACUUCCACAGCUUCUUCUCCCUCAUCGCCGGCCUCACCAUCGCCUGUAAUGACUAUUACAUUAAGAACAUGAAAGGAAGGAAGUAAAGGA
Nanorana parkeri is the source of this 383-nucleotide messenger RNA. It is a transcript of the gene S100A10, whose product is annotated as S100 calcium binding protein A10. Gene Ontology annotation, molecular function: calcium ion binding. Lineage: Eukaryota; Metazoa; Chordata; Amphibia; Anura; Dicroglossidae. The record is from RefSeq and is a predicted model, not a curated record. The coding region runs from base 86 to 379 and encodes 97 amino acids. The transcript is spliced from 3 exons. Gene Ontology annotation, cellular component: cytoplasm.